Molecule: messenger RNA, 1296 nt
Organism: Auxenochlorella protothecoides
Lineage: Eukaryota; Viridiplantae; Chlorophyta; Trebouxiophyceae; Chlorellales; Chlorellaceae
Exons: 12
Coding region: 1-1296 (431 amino acids)
Molecular function (GO): glycosyltransferase activity
Source: RefSeq, a predicted model, not a curated record
AUGAAGACUGCUAUUAAACUGGAGGAUGAUGGGUUCUAUGGGCGGAAGUACCAGCUGGGACAGUGCUGGAUUCUGUGGAAUUACUGCGAUGGCUCCAACUCCAAUUGCACUGCAGGCCACUGCUGGCUCAAGUACCAGGCGACCCCGCCCCUGGGGCAUGCACGUUAUUUCGCAUCCAAGUCAAGGGGGCAUGUCUGGAACCAUCAUCCCUCCACCAGAACUUCCAGUCAGCACUGUGGUAAGGGCCGGCAGUGUGAGAAACCUGGCGAUGACCGGAGCUAUCAUAUUGUGGUCUCCGCCCAGGGCGAAGCGGUGCACUGGCAGAUGCGCAUCAACUACUACCACUACAAGAAGGUCAAGAAGCAGUGCCAGGCUCAGCCCAAGUGCGAGAUGCGCAUCAAUUACUACCACUACAAGAAGGCAAAGCGGGCGUGUGCCAAGCUGCCCAUAUGCCACAUGGGCGGCUACACGCGGCUGCUGCACUCUGGGAAGCCGGACGACCUCAUGUACGAGAUCCCCACCUAUGUGGUGGACAAGCUGCCCGAGGGCCUGGAGGACCCAACCUACCUGGCCCUGAACCGGCCCUAUGCCUUCAUGCAGUGGAGCAAGCAGGCCGUCAUCCCGGAGAAGUACAUCUUCAUGAUGGAGCCGGACCACAUCUGGGUGAGGCCCAUGCCAAACAUCAUGAUCAACGACAGGCCCAUCGGCUACCCUUUCUUCUACAUGGAGCCAGCCACAAGCGGGAUGCUGAAGGUCAUGCAAAAGUUCCUAGGGCCGUUGAGCCGCUCGGAAAUCGAGCAGAAGGUGGCCCCAUUGGGGAGCUCGCCCAUGCUCAUCACAAUGGGCGACCUCCAAAAGGUGGCCCCCCUCUGGCUGGCCUAUGGCACCAUCAUCCACAAGGAUGUCGAGGCCAACAAGGCGUUUGGUUUUGUGAAAGAGAUGUACGCCUUCAUCAUUGGGCUGUACCAUGCUGGGAUCCUGGACACUGAUCUCUCCCCAGAGAUGAUGGCCCAGCCUCCAUAUGACAACCUCUACAUGGGCGCAUACUAUAUUAUGCACUACACCUAUGCCUUUGAGUACAGGGAGGAUGCGUACGACGCUCCUUACCGUUACGACAAGCGCAAGUAUGCUCACGUCAUUCAGCCGAGGAACCUGACGAUGCCGCCCGCCGGAGUGCAGAACGAUCAGGUAUGGUGGGUGCUGAACGCCAUGAAGGAGGCGAUGAAUGCCAUCCCGGACUGGGACCAGUACGAGAAGGACAAGGUGGCCAAAAAGCUUUGGAACGGCGUGUUGUGA